This is a messenger RNA of Ictalurus furcatus (blue catfish), 894 nucleotides long. It is a transcript of the gene siva1, whose product is annotated as SIVA1, apoptosis-inducing factor. Gene Ontology annotation, biological process: extrinsic apoptotic signaling pathway. Bases 29 to 676 code for a protein of 215 amino acids. The transcript has 5 exons. Lineage: Eukaryota; Metazoa; Chordata; Actinopteri; Siluriformes; Ictaluridae. The record is from RefSeq and is a predicted model, not a curated record. Gene Ontology annotation, molecular function: CD27 receptor binding.
AGAAAAUGAGUGCAUGUAAACAUAGCUAAUGGAGACUAUAGGGCGUGAACUACAGAUUGUUAUAUUGAAACGCACCUUGCAUGCCGCCGAACCGCGAGAGGGUGCUACUGAUUAUUUUCCACCAAUGUUCUCGCAGAGAGGAGUAUUAAAGCGCCGAGUUACUUCGCGGGAAAAGGGAGAGAGAAGCAGAGCUGCCGAGUAUAAAAUCCAUGUUGGACAGAAGGAGCUGAACCUGCACGGAGUUUUCGGGAACAAGUACAGACAGGAAGUUUACGAAAAGACCAAGAACCUGCUCUUUAACGGGACCCGAGCGGUAAUGGGACGGAUUUGGAAGGUGGACGCGGAGGAGAAGUGCGCUGAUGUGGGUGCGUGUAAUAAGGGUGAUGUGACUCCUGCAAAUAAUCAGCUGCUACUCAAAGGGCAGACUCUGAUUGGGCUGGAUGGGAAACUGAAGAAAGCCAAGGCAGUUUCAGGCAGCGUGACCGCUCCAGCCGUGUGUGCUGUGUGUCACAGGACAUCAGGAGUGAGGACGGCGUGCUCUCGGUGUGAUCGCCCUGCGUGUCCCACCUGCACUCAGCAAUGCAGCAGCUGUUCCAGCCGCUGCUGCUCCGUCUGCACCAUCACCGAUUACACCGAUCGCUAUGACAAAGUCCUCUGCUGUAGCUGCUCGUCAUGAUGCGAUGGAUGCCGAGACGGACUGGACUGGUUGUUGGAGGAACGGAGUGGAUGAAAUGUCUUUUUGUAUUUUGCUUGUAAUAAACUGUAGCGCAUUCCACACUGUAAAUGAAUUUUAUAUACCUUUUACACAUAUAUAAUCGAGUGUUUGUGUACAUAUGUAUUUUUUUUUUAAUCAUUGAAAUAAAUACCUGAACAACUUGUUUGUUUUACUUUGUA